Lasiosphaeria miniovina is the source of this 369-nucleotide messenger RNA. RefSeq lists its product as uncharacterized. The coding region runs from base 1 to 369 and encodes 122 amino acids. NCBI's taxonomy places the organism in Eukaryota, Fungi, Ascomycota, Sordariomycetes, Sordariales, Lasiosphaeriaceae. The record is from RefSeq and is a predicted model, not a curated record. The transcript has 2 exons.
AUGCCACCCAAGCGCGACGGUGAAGUAAAGAAGCCCAUCAAAGGUAUUCUCAAAAAGCCGACGCCAAAAUUUCCAGAGGGCCCCAACCCAACCCGACCAGGCGUUACUCCUCAUAAGGAUGAUAAGAUAAAGAAAGACGUUCCUACGGAGGCCCGAUGGACUAAGAUAAACCGCAGAUUUGUCAACCUAGAAGCGUUAAUAAUCGGGAAGGAGCGCUUUGAGGUCCGCGACGACCUUGUCAUUAUGUUGCGCGUUUUAAGUAAAGAGGAGAUCCAGGCCUAUACUACGGCGACGGUGGAACUGCGAAAAAGGCGUAGGCAGGAGCAAAUCGAGGGAGGCGGUGGCCGAUUGGGCCGAUACGCGCAAUGA